AUGGUAAACUGGACUGAACUACCAAGCGAGAUUAUCAGUGCCGUAUGUGACUACCUAAGUUAUUCCGAACGUCGAACGUUGGCGAUGGUAAAUCAACGUUGCGAACAGAUCGUCAACGCGCGACGUGAGAAAUUCGCCGGCAUCAUCGUACGCGGAAUGCCGUCCAUUAAUUAUUAUUUUAUUGACGUGGCGUUUGAUGACGGUUCACGCCUACGAAAGGAGUUUAGUACAACGUAUUGUGGUACGACUGAUGUGAAAACGGUGUUAACGAAUCGCUCAAAUCCAUUCGGUUGCUCAACUACUGGUCGAAUGAGAAAUGUGUCACCAUUUCAGUUAAUGAGUGCCUAUUUUAAACUUAUCCUUCGGCGGAGUAUGGUAGAUACGCUGUAUAUUGGGUUGGUCGGCGCGGUGCCAUUGUUAAAAGUCGUUGAUUGUCGAGCGUUGAAUAUUGUUCUACCAGAAGAAUUGGUUGAUAACGACGUUCGACUGAAAUCUGCUCAUCAAACGAAAAUGACAAAAGUGCUUUGA
This is a messenger RNA of Angiostrongylus costaricensis, 528 nucleotides long. The record is from the annotation of a GenBank genome assembly. NCBI's taxonomy places the organism in Eukaryota, Metazoa, Nematoda, Chromadorea, Rhabditida, Metastrongylidae.